Molecule: messenger RNA, 1105 nt
Organism: Caenorhabditis angaria
Lineage: Eukaryota; Metazoa; Nematoda; Chromadorea; Rhabditida; Rhabditidae
Source: the annotation of a GenBank genome assembly
AUGGCAGUUUCUCCAACAUGUAAUGGUACUUCUCCAUCGAAUCCACUAACAGAAGAACAACAAGUCGAUAAAUUGAUCAAAGAAUUGCAAGAGAAGGGAACAAAUUUCGUUCUUCUCGAAAAAACAGUUCAGAUAUUAGAACUUCAGACGAUCUUAAGAGAUCGGUUAGUUUUUUAGUUGAAAUGUUUGAAGUUUCAAGAUUAUUUUUUAGAACAACAUCGAACUCUGAUUUUGUAUUCAAUGCAGAUCGUUUGAUGAGAUUAGUAAUUGAAGAAGGACUCAAUCAUUUACCGUAUUCAGAACAUAAUAUAAUAACACCAACUGGAUUCAGAUAUGAUGGUAAGAAAAGAAACAAAGAAUAUACCUAACAAACUGUAUUUCAAAUUUAGGAAUUCAAUUCAAUCGGGGAAACUGUGGUGUUUCGCUUUGUCGAAGUGGAGAAGCAAUGGAAAUUGCUCUUCGACAAUGUUGUCGAAGUAUUCGAAUCGGCAAAAUUCUCAUAGGAGAAGAACAAAAAGUAUUGUAUGCAAGAUUGUUACCUGAUAUUGUAACAAGACGUGUUUUAUUAUUAUAUCCAACAAUUGGAAGCGGAACAACAGUUUGCAAAGCAAUCGAAGUUUUGAAAGAAGCUCGUGUUCCCGAUGAGAAUAUUUAUUUGGUUUCAUUGUUUUUGUCGCCAUCCGGUCAGUUUAUUUUGUUUUAAUUCUGAACAAGCUACAAAAAUUGAGCCUGAUUAUGCUGGAAAGAAUCACAGUGAUGCGGAAUUUCUAGAAAUACCAAAAAUGAACACUCCGAAUGGAACUCACGUUUUUAAAAGAAGCUUGAAUGCAAUAUUUUUAAAAUUAGAAAUGAUUGAAAUAAUUUUCGACAUUUUAUAGCGUUAACUAUUUUGAAGUAGUGUACAUUUACGUGUAUUAUUUCAAUCGUAGCAAAUUUGAUCGUGAUCCCCAUUUUCGCUCGAAUUCGCUAUUUUAAAAGGUCAUGUAAAUUGUUUACAGGUCUUCAAAAUAUCACUAGGAAAUUUCCUCACAUUACUGUUGUUUCAUCCGAUAUCACUUCACUUUAUCCUAAUCACUUCUCAACCAAAUAUUUCGGAGCCGAAUAA